Molecule: messenger RNA, 1482 nt
Organism: Pseudocercospora fijiensis CIRAD86
Lineage: Eukaryota; Fungi; Ascomycota; Dothideomycetes; Mycosphaerellales; Mycosphaerellaceae
Exons: 3
Coding region: 1-1482 (493 amino acids)
Cellular component (GO): oligosaccharyltransferase complex; membrane
Source: RefSeq, a predicted model, not a curated record
AUGAGGUUGAUACAAUGGGCCGCAUUAGGCCUUACGAGCAUCGCCGCUGCCGAAUCGAAUUUGACGCACGAGUCGAAAAACAUUCUCCCCUCAGCAUUUGCUCCGCCGAAGCACUUCCGCAAUGUCAAUCUGGUGCGCAAUAUCAACUUGGAGAAGAGCUAUCCGCGCGAGACCAUCAACGUUGUGAUUGAAAACAUUGAUUCAAAGGAGCAAUCAGAAUACUAUCUGCCAUUCGAGCAAGGACUUUUGGGACGGAUUGGUGGGCUGGAAGCGAAGGACAAGAAAGAGCCCGCGAAGGGAAACCUCCCGGUCGAGGUGGUUGGUAUUGAUCCAUUUAGCACGACGGAAUACUACAAGAUCACACUACCCAAGGCUCUCGCGCCAAAAGAGCAACAAACGCUCGCGAUUACAUAUUACGUCCUCUCAGCCCUUGAACCACUUCCAUCACAGAUCGAGCAGAAUGCCGAGCAGUAUGUGCUGCACAAAUUCUCCGCCUACGCCCCCAGCGCAUACACCACGUCCAAGCAGAAGACGAAGCUGAAGCUACCAACUACCAAAGCUCCAGACUACACGAACCUGCCAGCCGAGCUGAACGCAGAGGGAAAUGCCGACCCACAGAAGCAGGGCACGACAUGGACAUACGGUCCUUACGAUGAGCGUGAGGCAGGAGCUACCCAAGAGGCUAGCGUGAGAUACGAGUUCACCAAGCCUCUCACUCACAGCAAACUGUUGGAGCGGGAUAUCGAAGUCAGCCACUGGGGCGGCAACAUCGCCACGGAGGAGCGGCAUUGGCUCACAAACCGUGCUGCAACACUCAAGAAUCACUUCUCGCGUGUGCAAUAUGCUCAAUCAAAUUACUACAACCCACCGACCAGCGCACUCAAGGAAAUGCGCUACCCAUUGACCGUGGGAAGCGUUGAUGCAUACUUCAUUGACGACAUUGGCAAUGUUUCCACGUCUAGGUUCAGGACCAACAAGCGCGAGUCUAACUUGGAGAUCAAGCCUCGUUACCCAGUCUUCGGAGGCUGGAACUACAGCUUCAAGGUCGGCUGGAAUGGUAAUCUGCCGAACUUCCUCAGGAGGACAAAGGCAGGCUCAGAGACUUUCGUUCUCAAGGUUCCAUUUUUCGAAGGUCCAAAGCAGGCCGAGGGUCUUGAGUAUGAGCGCAUCGUCACCCGCGUCAUUUUGCCAGAAGGAGCUACCAACGUGAACUUCGAGACCACAGUGCCGCUCGUCGAUAACAGCACCAGUUUCCACCGGACUUUCAUGGACACCAUCGGCCGCACCACGCUCACGCUCACCGCCAUCAAUAUCGUUGAUGAGCUUCGCGAUCGUGACCUCAUCGUCACAUACGACUACCCAUUCUCAGCGCGAUUCAGGAAACCACUCACCAUCACGGCUGGCUUUGCGGUGGUAUUUGUGACUGCAUGGGUGAUUGGCAACCUAGACGUCAGCAUAGGAAAGAAGCAAAAGAGCAGCUAG